Brassica oleracea var. oleracea is the source of this 2630-nucleotide messenger RNA. Its product is annotated as E3 ubiquitin-protein ligase MBR2-like. Gene Ontology annotation, molecular function: ubiquitin protein ligase activity. The record is from RefSeq and is a predicted model, not a curated record. NCBI's taxonomy places the organism in Eukaryota, Viridiplantae, Streptophyta, Magnoliopsida, Brassicales, Brassicaceae. The coding region runs from base 387 to 2300 and encodes 637 amino acids. The transcript has 7 exons.
UUGUAAUGACUGACCCCCUCCUUCAUGACCAUUUGCUUUCUUUCUUUAUUUUUUCUUUUUAUAAGAAAAUAUAUAUUUUGGAGGGGGGUGAUAUCGUGAAUUAAACAUUGCCGUCUCUUCCUAAUUCCUAAUAAUCCUCUUUAGAGCUUCCUCUUCUCUCUGCAACAAAGCGGAUCGUAAUCGGUUUCAUCCAUUGUAGCUCUAUAUUUUGAAGGGACAAAUCAUUUGGAAUUGAGCAGAAUCUCUGGUGCGGUGAAACCGAUUGCUCUAAAGUUGGGUCCUUUAGAUGGGUUUUAAGUCUCCCCAUUAGGCACAUUGUUGAGGAACAAAGAAAGUGUCGUGAGUCCUCUUCUCCCAAGUGUAACUGUGGUUAAAGUUUAGCCGAGAUGCAGGGAGAGAGGGCCAGUCUCGGCUAUUUAUCAGAGUCCUUGAACUUUGAGCAUGGUUCUUCCUCAAGUAAUGGUGUGAUAGACCACUGGGAGAAUAUUCACGGUCUUGGUGAUAACGACUUGCAGGACUACAUGAUUGCAAAUUCCGAAUACCCCGAGCAACAUAGGUUUAGCCUCGGCGAGGUGGCUAGCUCUAGUGGCACGAAGAAUGAAGCUUCCAGUCACAAUGAGCAACGAAGAAAUGAAAUAAUUGAUUUAGACUCAGAUUCUGAACAACCUUCUGGCGACAUUCAGCCUGUUCCGAAUGUCAACCUGAACGCAGAAUAUAUUGAACUCGACGAGGAUGAUAAUCUGGUUAGUGAAGCUAACGGAUCAGGGACCAGGGUUUCACAACCUGGCAGACCUUUCGAAGAGACUAGUGUUAGAAUAGGUUCUUCUGUUGAUGGGCGUCGUGCUUCCUGCAAGAGAAAGGCUAUUGAAGGCAGCAGUAGUGGUCAGUCUUCUUUUGGUGGUUAUGGCGAUUUCCAUCAAGGAGAAAGUAGCAGUUCGUGGACCCCAGCUUCUACCGAGUAUAGGCCAGGAAAUGGUCUAAACAUAUCUGGCCCUCGAGGACAGGUCUCUGCUACUGCUUCAAAUUUUCUUGGUAAUCCCUCAGAACAGCAAGAAACUGUAAACCCAGCUGCCUUUUCUGCGGGAACUGUUGUCAGGCGACCUGUCCCUCCAUCGCAUUCGCAGUCUAGCUUAUCAAGACUUGUACCAUCAGAUCAACAACACCUGUUGGAGUUAAGACAUGGACAAUCUUCAGGAAAUGUCUUCUCCCGGAACCCAAAUCCUCCUGCUAUGAGCGUACCGCCUGUUUCGAGGAAUAUGAUACCACCGUUUCAGUGGACUGAGAGCUCACUAGCGGGUGAAUCAUCCAACUCUACCACUGAGAGAAAUAAUCUUCAUCUAGACGAAACCAGGUCAAGAAGCAUAGCAGCAGUGAGUGUUCUAGAGAAUCCCUUGCUUAAUCCAGCUCCUGACCUCAGGAGUGCAUCCGGAAGUCAGAGUAGCAGAAAUGCUAACCUGAGUAUUGCAUCAUCAGUAUCUGGGACAGGCUCAAGCACAGGUGUUCAAGCAGCAUCUUCUAAUCUAGGGUGGACGCCUUACCAGAAUUUACCACAUCACCAAAGAAGAAGAUCGGAACUUGCCCGUAGGUCAUUGAUUUCUUCCCUUUCUGCAGAUGCUAGAUCUGGUGAACAUCAUCAUCCACCACUUCGUUCGUUGGCUCCUCCUGCUCCUCCGGAUGGGCUUGUGCUUCAGCCUGGUGGUGGUGAUAGUAGCCAGAUGCAUAAUCGGGCAUACUCGAGAGCAGGUCUGUGGCUUGAUAGACAAGUGGAUAGUUUGGUCGGGGCUCCUCAAUCUUUAAGGGCAUUGGCAGCUACAAGCAGAGGAAGAAACAGACUUAUGGUAUCCCAGAUGCAGAAUAUCUUGGAUGUCAUGCGUAGGGAUCCGAAUCAUAACUUGCGGCUUGAGGACGUUAUGCUUUUAAAUCAGUCAGGGAUAUUUGAUGGGGCUGCUGGUAUGCAUGACCGAUAUAGAGACAUGCGGCUUGAUGUAGACAACAUGUCAUAUGAGGAACUGUUGGCACUAGAAGAGCGGAUUGGAGAUGUUUGUACGGGUGUAAACGAAGAAACCAUAUCAAACCGGUUGAAGAAGAGUAAAUACAAAAGCAGCACAAAAUCUCCACAAGAUGCAGAGCCAUGCUGUAUUUGUCAGGAGGAGUACUCUGAGGGAGAAGACAUGGGGACGUUAGAAUGUGGGCAUGAGUUCCAUGGCCAAUGCAUAAAAGAAUGGCUGAAACAGAAGAAUCUCUGCCCAAUUUGCAAGACGACAGGCUUGAACACAGCCAAGAAGCGUAAAUUAGGAUGAUUGAGAGCUUUAUUUUUUCUUCUCUUUUUUUUGUAUUUGUUUUUUUUUUUACAAUUCAGCUGAUGAACAAAAAAAAAUGAAAGAAACAAAGAAGACACCCUCAAGCUCCCACCAUUGCAGAGCCUCUCACUGGAAAUGCCUCCACAGGCAAGUUGGUCCCUUUUGUUUGUUCUAGUAUUUUCUUGCGUAUGCAUUAUAUGAUCUGGCUGGUACAAAGGUUUGUGAUUGAAGGUAGAGAGAGAGGGUGACAGACAAAUGUUGGGACAAUGUAAUUGUUUUCCGUUUCUGAAUUGGUAUGGAUAAUUUAAUUUACUCAUUUGUCAGUUAAUA